AUGAAUUUUUUAAUUAAAAAAUUAACAAAUAAUACAAAUAAUAAACAAUUUAUUCAAUCAACCAUUAGAUAUUAUAGUACAAAUCAAAAUGGUAGAAUGGAAAAAAAAGUUUGUUUUGUAACAGGUGGAGCAUCAGGUAUUGGUUUAGGAAUUGUUGAAAGAUUUGUUAAAGAAGGUGGUAAAGUUGCAAUUGUAGAUUUAGAUAAAACCAAAGCUGAUAAUGCAUCAAAAGAAUUAAAUCAACGUUUUCCAGGAUCAACGAUUUCUGUUGAAUGUGAUGUAUCAAAUGAGGAACAAGUUUCAAAGGGUAUUAAAGACACAGUUGAAAGAUUUGGUGGAUUGGAUGUGAUUGUGUCGAAUGCAGGUUUACAACAUAUUGAAACAUUAGAAACCGUUGAAUUGGCAACUUGGAGAAAAAUGAUGGCCGUUCAUUUAGAUGGCGCUUUCUUAUGUACAAAAUAUGCAAUGCAAGAAUUUAAAAAGGAUAUUAAACGUGGUGGUACAAUUCUAUAUAUGGGUAGUGUUCAUAGUAAAUAUGCAUCAGAAUACAAAAUACCAUAUGUAACUGCCAAACAUGGUUUGGAAGGUUUAUGUCGUGGUGUCGCUCGUGAAGGUGCAAAACAUAACAUUCGUGCAAAUUUAAUUUGUCCAGGUUUCGUACUUACUCCAUUGGUUAAAAAUCAAAUUCCAGAUUUAGCAAAGAAAUUCAAUAUCACUGAAGAACAAGUCACUAAAAAUAUCCUUUUAAAAGAAACUGUUGAUGGUGAAUUCACAACAGUUGAAGAUGUUGCUGAAGUUGCUGUUAACUUUUCUUCAAUUCCAAAUAAAUGUUUAACUGGUCAAUCAUUAUUAGUUAGUCAUGGUUGGAUUAUGGAAUAA
Messenger RNA from Dictyostelium discoideum AX4, 879 nucleotides. RefSeq lists its product as hypothetical. Lineage: Eukaryota; Evosea; Eumycetozoa; Dictyosteliales; Dictyosteliaceae. Bases 1 to 879 code for a protein of 292 amino acids. The transcript has a single exon. Gene Ontology annotation, molecular function: 3-oxoacyl-[acyl-carrier-protein] reductase (NADPH) activity. The record is from RefSeq and is a predicted model, not a curated record.